This is a messenger RNA of Myxozyma melibiosi, 2424 nucleotides long. RefSeq lists its product as uncharacterized. Gene Ontology annotation, cellular component: nuclear pore. The record is from RefSeq and is a predicted model, not a curated record. Gene Ontology annotation, biological process: intracellular transport. NCBI's taxonomy places the organism in Eukaryota, Fungi, Ascomycota, Lipomycetes, Lipomycetales, Lipomycetaceae. The transcript is spliced from 2 exons. The coding region runs from base 1 to 2424 and encodes 807 amino acids.
AUGUCAAAGCGACGGCCCGACACUUAUCUCACCAGUGAAGGAGAAUUCCAGCAUCCGGACGAGGAGGACGACGACCGUCAUGGACCGCCUGACCCUGCGAAGAUUGCUAGUCCGCAGGUGCUCGCGGGUAGAAAAAUAGCAAUGCCCCGAUCUCGCAAGGCUGCUGCUUCCUCCGCCGGCAGCCCAUUCGCUCGACCUCCUCCUCCUCCAUCCAACCCUUUCUCCAGCGUCGACUCACCGAUCCGUGCAUCUGCUCCUGCACCUGCGCCUGCUGCAGCUGACGCCUCCAAACCAUUCAGCUUCCUGGCAUCGCCUGCAAAGCCCGCGUUCUCGUUCGGAAACAACGACGCGAAACCUGCCACUCCCGCUCCCGCUCCUGCCUUCUCCUUCAACGGAUCGGCCGCGACUCCAACCCCUGCUCCUGCAGCUCCCGCAGCUCCCGCAGCUACCCCCGCCGCGAAAGAAAAGAGCGCAAAAGAAAAGCCCGCAGACGGCCCGUUCAAGUCGACCGAAUACGUCAAGUUCCUCAAGAUCCGCGCGCUCAACGAAUCCUUCAAGACCUCGGUCGUCUCCGCGAUCGAGAAAGACCCGCUCGCAGAUCUGACAAAGACCGUCUCGUCUUACAGCACAUACUUUACCCGCAUCCUCAAGGAAACCGAAGAGGCGGCAAAGCAGGAGGAAGAGUUUGCAAAGCUUAAAGACGAGGAGCCGGCGAAGGAGGAGGCGAAGGCUCCUGCUAAUGGUGGGUUUGCUUGGGGGAAUGCUGCGCCGUCGGGUCCGAUCUCGUUUGGUGCUCCUUCGACUACGCCUGCUCCUGCUGCUGAGAUUAAGGCUGCUGAGAACAAGCCUGCCUUUUCCUUUGGCAGCAGCGCUGCAGAGACUAGCAAGCCUGCUGCUCCUCCUGCGUUUAACUUUGGCGUCCCGAGCAAAUCAGAGACUGCAGACAAGGCUGAAGAGAAGAACAAGACUGAAGAUAAAAAGGCUGAAGCUCCUAAAUUCUCGUUUGGUUCUCCAGCAAAGAGCCCCGCAAAGACCUCUGAACCGCCAAAGUUCUCGUUUGGAUCGUCGGCUGCUCCGGCGCCGUUCUCGUUUGGUACUCCUGCCGCUGCCGAGAAGAAGGAGGAAGAGAAGAAGGAAGAGACAGCAGCAGAAGAAAACAACAGCACGCCCAUAUUCAAAUUCGACAGCAGCAAACCAGCAUCGACUAUCGCGCCAUCCCCAUUCAAAGCCUCGUUCGGCACUCCUAGCAACAGCAGCAGCAAGGAGAAGACGCCGCCUCCGAAGGAUUCAGAGCCGGCUGUGAGCGGGUCUCCGCUCAAGAUCUCGAGUCUGGGCGCUGCGUCGGCGUCGAAUGGAUCGAGCACGUUCUCGUUGGGUUCGGGAAGUGCGUUUGGUGGGAAUGCUAGUUCGUCGCCGUUCAAGUUUAACGUUCCGGCUGCGUCUACGCCUGCGCCUGCAGAAGCUGGUGAGAAGAAGGCAGAGGAGGAGAAGAAAGAGGAGGUGUCGACGCCGGCCAAACCCCCCGUCUUUUCGUUCAUGCAGUCCAAGCCCGAAGGCACAGGUAGCAGCACACCAGUGUUUUCAGCUACGACGCCUAGCGCGUUUGCAAACAACACCUGGUCGCCAGAGAAAGGCAUCAAGUUCGGCACCCCUUCUGCAUCAGUUUCAUCGUCUUCUGACGGCCCCGAGAAAAGCUCACCGACCAAGCCGGCGCAGUCGAGCACGCCUACCUUUGGUGGUUUUGGCGGGUUCGGCAGCGCGGCGGCAGGAAGCGCGGCGCCGGCGCCGAAUCUUGGGUUUUCGUUGUUUUCGUCAAAUAAUGGUAAGAACACUAAUAACGGCAGCAGCAACGGUGAGAAGGCGAGUUCGGGUGCUGCGCCGGCGUUCUCGUUUACGUCUAGUGCACCUGCUGCUCCUGCGUUUUCGUUUGGUGGAGCGCCUGCCGCGCCUGCCAAGGCCGCGGAGGCGAGUGCAGAGGGCGGGGAUGAGGAUGCAGCGGCUGCGGAGCCGCAGGUUGAUUUGUCGCAGGAGAAAGGGGCGGGGGAGGAAGAAGAAGACAUUGCGAUGAGCGGGCGGACAAAAGUGUUUGAGUACAAGAAAGCCGCGGACAUCAAGGCCGAGAACGGCAACAAGGCCGAGGCGAAGGAUGGAUACGUCGCGAUCGGGCUGGGGACGUACAAAUUGCUUCAGCACCAGACGACGAAGAAGUCGCGGAUCAUAGUACGCGCUGAAGGCAGCGGGCGGGUUAUUCUGAACGUGCUGCUGCGGAAGGGGGUGGAUUACACGACGACGGGGAAUAACGUGCGGAUUGUGGAUUUCCUGCCGGAUAAUAAGGGGGUGUCGUAUCUAUUGCGGUUGAAGGAGGCGAGUAGUGCGGAGAAGUUGAAGGAUUUGCUGAAUGAGAAGAAGGUUGAGGGGACGUAA